Messenger RNA from Herpailurus yagouaroundi (jaguarundi), 1471 nucleotides. It is a transcript of the gene CD68, whose product is annotated as CD68 molecule. Bases 312 to 1271 code for a protein of 319 amino acids. The transcript has 7 exons. The record is from RefSeq and is a predicted model, not a curated record. Gene Ontology annotation, cellular component: plasma membrane; late endosome membrane; lysosomal membrane. Gene Ontology annotation, biological process: establishment of protein localization to organelle. Lineage: Eukaryota; Metazoa; Chordata; Mammalia; Carnivora; Felidae.
AAUGGUCACGAUGACUGGGUAACAUGACCCUCUGUACGUGGUUGGGCGUGGGCACCAUCACAAGUGCCUCACGUGUCUCCAAGAGGAAGUAACAGAUGGAGGGAACAGGGAGUAAACCGCCCCCCCCACCCCUUCCUCUAGGGGAACAGGGGGGGGCGGGGGCAUUUCCCCCCCCCCCCCCCCUUCCCUCACAGCUUGGAACCCCUCCCCUCAGGGCUUUCCUAAAGCAGACAAAGCGGAGGGAACAGGGUUGAGCAAGCAGCUGGGACUGACUGAACCUACCUGGACCGACUGGGUGAGGCUGUCCUGCCAUGAGGCUGGUGGUGGUUUUCUCGGGGGCCUUGUUGGGGCUUCUAGUCGCCCAAGGGACAGUGAAUAGCUGUCCUCACAAAAAAUCGGCCACUCUGCUGCCAUCCUUCACGGUGACACCCACAGCUACAGAAAGCACAGCAAGGCCCGCGACCACCAGCCACAGAACCACCACCACGGGCGCCACCAGCCACGAGCCCACAACGGCCACCCACCAUACGGUCACCACCCCCAGUCACGGGAACGCCACGGUUCACCCGACGACAAACAACAGCACGGCCACCAGCCCGAGAGCCCCCACCACUGCCCCCCACCCGGGACCCCCUCCACCCCCUCCAAGCCCGAGCCCAGGCUCCAAGGGCGCUGUAGGGGACUACACAUGGACUAAUGGCUCCCGGCCCUGCGUCCGGCUCCAAGGCCAGAUCCAGAUCGGAAUUCUGUACCCGACCCAGGGCGGAGGAAAGGCCUGGGGCAUCUCUGUGCUGAACCCCAACAAAACCAAGGCGCAGGGGGACUGUGAGGGUGCCCACACCCACCUGCUUCUCUCGUUCCCCUACGGACAGCUCAGCUUUGGAUUCAAGCAGGAGCCACAGCAGAGCGCUGUCUACCUGAGCUACGUGGCUCUGGAGUACAACGUGUCCCUUCCACAGGCGGCACAGUGGAUGUUCUCCGUUGAGAACUCAUCCCUUCACGCUCUCCAAGCCCCCCUGGGCCAGAGCUUCAGCUGCGGGAACGCAAGCCUCUCUCUCUCCCCAGCACUGCGCCUUGACCUGCUACACCUGAGGCUCCAGGCUGCCCAGCUGCCCCCCUCAGGGGCCUUUGGGCCAAGUUUCCCUUGUCCGACUGACCAGUUCCUCCUGCUGCCCCUCGUCAUUGGCCUGGUCUCCCUGGGCCUCCUCGCCCUGGUGCUCGCUACGUUCUGCAUCGUCCGGAGACGCCCGCCCACCUACCAGCCCCUCUGAGCUCGAGGCCCAGGGGCUGCCUUCACUCCUCACCACUCAGCUGACUCAGAAACAAAGCGGCCUUCCUUCCCUCUCAGUCUUUGAGAACAAAAGUACAGAUAAUGCAACCUGGGGGGGGGGGGACGAGAGGAAAGAGGUUUAUUGAAUGUGAUGAGUUUCUCCUCCCCCGUCCCCAGAAAAAUAAAACUUGCUCCAACCUC